GGACAAAUACAAAGAAAGCACAGGAUAGAGGGUGCAGGGAGAUAGGGACGGGUAUUGUUCUUACUUGAAUGAGAGGAAAUGGGCUUGAGCUACUGCCUAAGAGAUGAAGGUUAGACUUAAAAGUAAGAGCUCUUUGAACAGACGAGUAUAGGAAACAUGCAAUUCAGAAAUUCUAGAAAGGAGCUGAAGGAAUAGAUUGUAUGGAUUUACAUGGAAAAUCAUCAUCAUCAAGCAAAUCCUCCCCCGCAAAAGGUUAAGAUGGUGGAAACAUGCUGGCCAGUGCUCAAAACUCCAGUGUGUCUUGCUUCCGAGGCUAGCAGGCCGAGUCAGGAGAAGAGAUACGAGAAUACAAGUCUUCUCAUCUCUCCUUUGAGCUAUUCGCACAGCAUUUCUAAGUGCUAAGAGCAAACACCAAACCUCUCUUGUCCACAGGUAGUUCCACAGAGACUUUCAUAGUGCCUGGCUUGUAGUAGAUGUUAAAUAGAUAUCUAUUAACUUCCUUUUAAACAACAUAACUAUUCUUAUUUCCUCGCCAGUGACCUCUGAAUUGCCUAUCAGACUGGGCCUAGCAUAUAUGUUACUAAAUGCUUCUGAGUUGAACUGAAUGAAAAUGGGAAAUAUAAAAGCAGAGAGAAGGGCGAGAUGAACUCUAUCCCUGUGGAUAGAAUGAAGGGGGCAUAGCAAGUGGGGAGGGGGGGCAUCUAUUCGAGGAAAGAGGCUGUUUCCUCCCUUCUUCCAUCCUGUAUCCAGAAAGUGGAGAAAGACAUGAAGUGAGAGUCCAAGACAGGCAGAAGAGAGGACAUUUUUUCAGUCUAGAAAAAAGUGCUCAUCAGUUCCUCUAAAAUUUUGACUGUGAAGAAAGAGAUUGUGAAUAAGCCUGGACUCUAGAUAGUGACGCAAUAGUGCAGAAUCCAGAAUGGAUGUCCUCUUUGUAGCCAUCCUUGCUGUGCCACUUAUCUUGGGACAAGAAUAUGGGGAUGAAGAAGGACUAGAAGAGGAUGAUUAUUAUCAGGUGGUCUAUUAUUAUACAGUCACCCCCAAUUAUGAUGACUUUGGUGCAAAUUUCACUGUUGAUUACUCCAUAUUUGAAUCAGAAGACAGACUGAACAGGUUGGAUAAAGAGGUAAGGGAAGGAGCGGAAACUACUACCAUUAGUCACGAAACAGAACUUACAGACCAUCAGGAGCCUGAAACAUUGAAACCAAUGACAAAGGAACCACAGAGUCCAGAUCUGAACGAUGCUGUAUCCAGUCUGCAGAGUCCUGUUCCCCUCCUCCUGUCCUGGGCCCUCGUUCAGGGGGGGAUGUAUUUCAUGUAGAAGGAAAAAGAAGGCUGCUACAAAUCUUUGGAUGGGGAUUUGGGAAGAGGAAUUUGGAAGAUAAAUAAAUGAAAUAAUCUGGUUACUCUCUA
Leopardus geoffroyi (Geoffroy's cat) is the source of this 1410-nucleotide messenger RNA. RefSeq names its product chromosome C1 C1orf54 homolog (gene CC1H1orf54). Lineage: Eukaryota; Metazoa; Chordata; Mammalia; Carnivora; Felidae. The coding region runs from base 917 to 1318 and encodes 133 amino acids. The record is from RefSeq and is a predicted model, not a curated record. The transcript is spliced from 9 exons.